Molecule: messenger RNA, 3955 nt
Organism: Musa acuminata AAA Group (dessert banana)
Lineage: Eukaryota; Viridiplantae; Streptophyta; Magnoliopsida; Zingiberales; Musaceae
Product: protein JOKA2-like
Exons: 2
Coding region: 273-899 (208 amino acids)
Source: RefSeq, a predicted model, not a curated record
CGGAGGCGAACGAGUAAAAGGGAAGAGAUGCGGUGCGAACAGUCCGUGCCGUCUCUCGAGCGGCUCGGGCUCCGCUCUCCGCGACGAGCUCCCACUAUUGCCCGCCUUCCCCCCCCCCCCCCCCCCCCUCGACCUCUCCGUUCCCCUUUAUCUCUCUGUCGCGUCGUUCCUGUGGAGAUUUUAGGGUUAAGGCUCCUCCUCUAUCCCGCUUCGCCCGCAGCUGCGGCUCACCCGAGACGCUGACACACUUCUUGCUGAUCGAUUCCCCGCGGAUGGGGCCCCGCGCCAACGAGCGGGAUUUCGUGAUCAAGGUAAAGUGUGGUGAAACACUCAAAUGGUUUAGUACCUGCAUCUAUGGAGACAUGAUAGACCACAACAUGACUAGACUGAGAAAGAAGAUUAUCAACCUUUUCAAGCUCAGUCCAGAAGCUGAUUUUGUUCGUAUCUAUAUUGAUGUAGAUGGUGACAUUGUAGCACUAGAUGAUGAUGAUGAGUUGCAUGAAACUGCAAUUAAUCAACCCUUGAAUCCUCUUAGGAUCAGUGUUUUGUUGAGAUCAAAUGCUAGUGAUGGGCAUGACCUGAAACAUGAGAACAUGAGCUCUGCAACUGCAGUGCUACCACAAGUAGAUAAGCAGCCAUUUGAAUUUAGUUCUGUUAUUAAUGAAGCAUUCAGAUCUGUCCCUGAACAAUUUUGUACCGCACUUUCCAACAUCUCUCAUGAUUUCCUUUCAAAGGUUGCAUCAUCUGCACCAGCAAUAGCUGAUGUUCUAGACCACUUUUCCAAGUUAGAAAUACCGAGUUGUAGUCAGACUGUCAACAGCUCAACUGGUGAAUCAUCAGGAACACCUAGUCAGUUGACAAGUCAGCCAAAGAAUCAUAACAUCAGCAGGGAACCAUAAGUUCCAAGUAGCUCUGCUCCAGUAUCAACAAUUCUGAUCCAGUUUGAGAGAACCUGCAUGAGCAUGAGUGUGGUAAUGGAAAUCAGGUUGGUAUAGUUAAGACUCGUACCUCUCAUGAUUUUAACAAAUAUAGUUCUCAUUUUCCAACAUUUGAGCAAGCAUCUGGGCACCCUGACAUCAUUUUGAUUACCAAUGAGUUCUCACUUCUCUGAUCAUCAAAAGGAAAGUGGUAGUUUUGGUUGUAAAAGAUUGCAGAACAAAAUAAUGAAACAUUUAAUCCUUCUCCUUCCCCGACUAAUGUGCAUGGAUUUAUUGGCAUGGUGGCUGGUGACAACAGUAAACAACCUCCAACUGGUGCAGCCCCUUCGAGAGCACUAACUGACUUUAGUUUCCAGGGAGGCAAGCAGCAUGGUACUACAGCUACAGCUGAUCUUCCUUCUCCAAAUGGCUUGCACUCCGUUGGCCAUUCUAACCAGAGGGAUGAUGUAUAUAAUGAUAACGGCCAUCCUUUUCACAGGGGAAUUAGAUAUGAUGGCUGUGGAAUGUACCCAAUCAUUGGUCCAUGAUUCAGAUCUCUAAUGUGUAAUGCAAUACAUUUUAAUUGUUUGAUAAUGCUGUUCACUGUGAAUCUUCUUAUAUUUUAAUAUUGUUUUUGGCUUUGCAGGAAGGAAGACUAUGAUUUAUGUACCGUUUGUUUCUCUAAGACGAGUAAAGAAGCUGACUUUACCAGGAUUGACAUGGUUCAUUUAUCUCAUAAUAUAGCAUAGUCUAAUCGUAUAUUUACUUAAUUUAAUUUCAUAAUAUAAGAUGCGCUAACUGCUUCUGCAUUCUUAAUUCCAGCAUUCUAGACAUCGGAUCUCCUCACCUCAUUUACAUGGUUUUGGUGUGAGGCGAUCAAGACCAAAAUUAGAAAGUUGCUUUAUCAGAAUAUAACUGUGUUAGAUGGAACCUUGAUGCCUCCUUCGACUCGUUUUACUAAGAUAUGGCGGAUGCAAAAUAAUGGUACUACUCGAUGGCCUUACAGAACAAAGCUUGUUUGGGCUGGUGGUGAUAAAUUUGCUAACAAGGACUACUGUCCUUGCAAAGAACUGCCAUUUUCAACUUACUAGAUGAGCCAUGAAGUUAGAAUCUCAAUCCAUGCAGAUUCCUGUUGAUGGAAUUUCUGUGAACAAGGAAGUUGAUGUUGCAGUUGAUCUCACCUCACCAGCAGUGCCUUGCCUGGUAGGUAUUUUUCAUAUUGGAGAUUGGCGUCACCUUUUGGUCAAAUGCUUGGACAACGAGUUUGGGUUCAUAUUGAGGUCUGUUUUUGAUACUAUUUAUUUCAUUGUGGUACUUUUAUCUUGUGUGUUCUGUUAUAUAACUGCCCCUCAUUACUCAUACAGAUGGUUAUCUCUCAACCAAACUCUGCUACUGGAGGUCUCAAUCCUGAUUUGAAUUUGCCACCUGAAAACACUAGUCGAGGUUGGCUUGGAACAAUAGAUGCUGAACCCUUUCAUAAUGUUGCUCCUAAACCCAUUUCCAGCAACACUUCAGGUGAACUGGUUAAGCCAUUUGUCAAUCAAAUCCCAAAUAGAUGGUUGUCAUCCUCUUACCAUUAAGGGAACCGCACAGCCUGCAUCUAUGGUGCUUCCUCCUGUAUCAAAUCCUAACAUUAAUUCGACAGUGUCCGAAUGGUAAUCAUCUUUGGCCACGGCACCUUAACAGAAAGUCAUCCAUAUUAGACAACCAAUCAAUAAAAACCUUUGGUUCCAACAUGCCAUCAUUAACUUUCCUAAAGAUUGUGUCUACUAUGACCUAGGUCAUUUUGAUAGUUCUUGUGUACAUGUGUCAUGAUGGUGCAAGUGGUGGUGCAUGAGGCCUUUCAUAUACUCUUUUGGGCUUGUACUCGAAAUGUUGUGAGUAAUUUCUAGAACUAUUAAUUUUUUGAAUGUGAUUUUUCUCUUGGUCCAACUCUUGAUCUGCCUUAGUAUGAUUUGAGUUAUCAUUAUUUUGAGUUGGAUCUAGGACCGUUGAAGUUUUAGCCUUCUCAACAUAUUAUGAAACUAUGGUAGUUUUAGCCUUCUCAACAUAUUAUGAAACUAUGGUAGUAGAUGAAGUAUCUAGGCAAACUUUGAUAUUAAGUAGUUUAUGUGCAAAAGACUCGUACCUUUUCUUGAGACUACAUAAAAGUUUGUCUCUUUGUCUAUUAGUCAUAAGACCAUUAUAAGGUUGUUCACUUCUAGUAGACAUGAUUGGGAACCUAUUCUGAUACCAAUUAUGAUGUAGGACAAUCCUAAAACAAUGCUUAAUAUGAAGAGAGAGGUGGUUUGGGUGAGUAAUAAAUUAAAAAAAGGGGGCUAAUAUAGAUAGAUAUGUCGUGAGAGAAACUCGAUUUGGAAAAAUAUUGAUUUAAGCAAUAGAGAAUAAAGCGAAGAUUCAAUCACAUACCAAGAUUAAGAUAAUUCAGUACAUUAUAUCGGGUCAUUUGAGAAGAUAGUAUUUCAUAAUAUUCUUGUAAAAUAAUCUUCUUUUUUGUGAUGAUGUUAUUUCCUUUUUCUUAUAAGAUGAUGAUUCUGUAGAAUUAUCUUUCUUCUUUGUAUAUAAUGUACUUCAAUUCUUGUAAGAUGAUUAUUCUUAUAAUAUUCUCUUUUAUUAUUAAUUUUCUUUUAUUUUGUUAUCAAUCUAAAAGGUAAGAUGCUAAAAGUAAGAUGACUAUCAAUCCAAAGUGAUUCGGUUCAGUUCUUUUUCUUUCCAAGUCUUCCAAAUGUUGCCUUCUUUCCAUCAACACUUGUUAAUUGGUUGCAGGGUUUCUCAGAGAGGGCGAGGAACAAGGAACCACUAAUAAAAAGCGGUGGCAGCGUUAAGCAAGUUUAAUGGGAUCUUCUUGUUGGAGACAAAGCUUUUUAUUUCCAAACAAGUCUGUAAAUAAUUAUGUACAACCACGUGAUGAUGAUACUGUUUCUUCCCUGGAUAGAUUUUUUACUGUUUUUUGCUUCAGUACUACACUGGCCGCAACUUAUGUAUUAUCUGCAAUAAUAUUUUGGAGCAUUAAACAGAUCCUUUAUCUUUCUUUUGCA